GCUACGGUUGAUUGGUUAGCAUACCAGGGGGCCCCUGAUGGGGGAGUGUCAGGUGAAAUGGACAUGCCGACAUGGUGGACUGGAACGAACUGCCGCACAGUUUCCUUUCCUCCGAAAAAGUUCAAAUCACUUCCUACUGUCCUCGUAUCGGCCGAGCAUGAAAGGCGGGGAGUGAAGCAUGAUGCGUCUUCUGUCUGGGUGGAAGAUUUGACGACAACUUCUUUCAAGAUCUGUAUCAGAGAACUGCAGAACUUUGAUGGGGCUCACCAAAGCAUCCAUGUGGAUUGGAUGGCAUUCGAAGAACUUCAUCAACCCUUGUUUAGAGAACAUGGCUCCUUAUACUUUGCCAACGGGAAACAACCAUCCAAAGAAUUUAACUAUGCUUUUUGCGAGGAUGUUGUUUUCAAAAAGCCCUACAACGACUCUCCAGCAAUUUUGGUAUCUGCUAAUCACUCAACAAAUGGAGGAAACCUUAAUCCACUGUAUAACUCCGUAUCAGCCUGGGUUGAGUACAUCAACAAGACUGGCUUCAGAGCAUGCGUGAAGGAGUUAUUUGUGAACCAGCAUGAUCCUCUCUCUGUUUCAUAUGCAGUUAUGCCAGAUGUAUGUGAGCCAGGUUGGAGUUUCUACAAUGGCUCCUGUUUCUACACGAGUGAUACCUGUGAGUCAUGGUCCAACGCCAGUACAAUCUGCAGAAGAAUGGGGGCUAACUUACCCGCUAUUGAAAGUCAGGAAGAGAAUGUCUACAUUCAACACAGACACAAUGGUGAAAAGGCCUGGAUCGGUUUGAAUGACAUUGCUAUCGAGGGAUUAUUCACCUGGGUGGAUGGAUGUCCUGAUAAAUUCCGCUACUGGGCAGAGAGUCAACCAAAUGACUUUCGGGGGGAGGACUGCGUACACACUCUUGGUCCCGGGCACGGUUACAUGUGGAAUGAUGUGGAUUGUACUGCUUGUCAUCAAUAUACAUGCAAAAAGGAUUAUGAUGAAUGCACUAGCAACCCAUGUUUAAACGGAGGUACAUGUGUCAAUGGGAAAAGAAAGUUUAGCUGUAUUUGUCCUGCAACACACAAGGGAGACCAAUGUGAAGAGAUUGAUGAGUGCUCCAGCAGCCCCUGUUUAAAUGGUGGUACUUGUACUGAUGGAGUCAAUAAUUUUACAUGUUCCUGUCCAUCGCCGUAUUUUGGACAUAGAUGUCAAGAAACGGAUGAAUGUCAGUCCAAUCCCUGCCAAAAUGGUGGAACUUGCAUAGACGGUGUAUAUAACUUUACUUGUGUGUGUUCCGGCUAUCAUGCAGGAUCACGAUGUGAAGCACUUGCCACAUCCUGCAAGAGUCACUAUGAAGCGGGAAGGACCUCAAGUGGAACUUAUUACUUAACUAUAUCAGGGUUCACUAUCCAGGUUUAUUGCGACAUGUCGGGAAACUUAGGUGGAUGGACACUCAUUGCUCGGUUUUCAAACGCUGACGGGAAAAAUUGGAUGAGAGAUGACGCUUACUGGUGGUACGAUAUCCAGUCUUCGCAGGGGUCCCCUACAAGCACAUCCAGUAACUAUGACAUGAUAUCAGAAGCAUUCUGGAAGGUGCAGGGAAGCGAGAUUAAAAUCACACGCAGUGACGAUAGUUCAAACUCUGCUCUUCUUCGUACAUAUAAUAACUGCUUUGGUGGAAAAACAUACAGAGGAUUCAUGUCCGCUUAUGGAAAGUUUAGUUACCGUAACGUUUGGUCCAAUGAUCAGUGUCUCGGUAGCUGCUUGAUCUCCAGUUAUGGUGGCAGCUAUUCAUCUACAGUGGGCUUCAGUCAAAUGCACUGCAGCAGCAAUCUUCAAAGUAGUCGUUACUUGGGAUUCUGGUGUGACUGGAGUAGUGGUGAUGGAGCUGUAAUGAUGAUCGGUGGAGGAGGAGAUUAUUGCAAAAGGGCAGAUCAUGGGAUUGCUAUCACAGAAGAGGCUUCUGCGAGGUUCAACGGAUACCCGGGAAACUGCGAUAGAGACUUUGGUGAUGACUGCAACUACUCCAACAGCUACUCCCUCAAUCUGUGGAUUAAGUAGCUAGAUCGUUACGCUCGUAUUUGUAAGAAUCAGAACGGAAUAGUGGUUUAGAGACAACAUUAAUUGAAGAGCUUUUGAAUAGGUUGUUCUUUUAUUAACCCAGACUCGGGAUAAGGAGUUAUCACGAUCGUGAAAUUGGAAUUUGUUAGAAAAGGCGGCACUCUGCAAAAUGUGAUGGACAAGUUAGUCUUAAAAAAUCUAAUUCCCCAUUCACACCAGCAAAAUAUAUUUCGUCAAACCAAGUUUAGCUAAAUGAAAUCAGAAUCAGAGAACUGGAAAACUCAGUGAAUUUUCCAUAGGAUUCAUGUAGUCACAAAUUUUGAAGUCGACUAACAUUGGUUUACGCAGGUUCUAUGAAGAGGACAGUUUAAAACCAUUUUUGACCAAACAGCUUUAAACAUGUUUAAGCGUUAGCGUGAAUGGGGUAAAAGACUUUAACCUUUGUAAUUACCAAGAUUGCUUUGAAGUUAUUUUGAUUUAUAAAGUAGAAUCACUUUUCCGUUAAAAGAAUCUAAUGCAAAUGUGACACCAAAAUGAGCUGAAUAAACUUUUUCCACA
This is a messenger RNA of Pocillopora verrucosa, 2604 nucleotides long. NCBI's taxonomy places the organism in Eukaryota, Metazoa, Cnidaria, Anthozoa, Scleractinia, Pocilloporidae. The record is from RefSeq and is a predicted model, not a curated record.